AUGUUCUUCCUCAAACAACCAAUUGCGAAGGCCUUACCUGUUCCACCUACGACUACGAUUGCUCCGCCUUCUCCGACGACGGCCGAGUACCAGUCGCGCCCAGUGCAACGUUCUGUAACCGAGUCUGCACUUGACACACUCGCAAUCCCUAUGACAGCUCAACCGCGUAAAUCCACCGAGUCCGGGCCUCUUCGAUCUUUGACAUCGGCAAUUGGACAUAUCGGAGUUAGUCCGGCCACUAUCCAGACUGCUACUUUCGAUGACUUUCCCGGAGGUGAAGAUAACGAUAUUGGUGAAGCGGCUGCGAAUGCUCCUACCCAAGCGUCUUCGGACCUGCCAACUGGCUGGGCGACAUUCAACGCGAUUCCAGCUGCAAUUGACGGUGUAAACUCGCAUAAAGCAACUGCAAAUGCUCUCCCACGGUCUGUAUCGGCUCCCAUGCAGUUGGCCACAACUACACUUCCUUCAGGAUGGGCGGAAGUGCAAGAUGUUGAACAAGUAAUCACUGAAGAGGCGCGCAGAGACAGCGAGAUCCGGGCAAAAGAGCUAUUGCAAACAUUGGAGAAGCAGCAUAAGGAGGGUAUGGUCUUGGAAAGUGGAGGUGAAAUUGCGUUGGCUAUCGCGAUGGCGGCGGAGAAAGGGGUUGGUGUCUUGCAUGGGACGCCGGGUGUGACACCAGCUUUGGAAGGAGCGGAAUGGUCAGCGAACGAGAAGGCUAUUCCGCCUGCACCGGCAGAGGAUGCGAAUGUGCCAAAACCUAAAGCUGUUACCGAGACUGAGAUCAACGCUGCACAACCGUCCGCUCAGCUUAAGGAUGACAACCGGAGGAUGUCGGGCUGGACCGUUGACGAGGAUAGACCGAAGACAGCGGAGGAGAUUGUCGAGGAGGAAGUCACUGCUCGAGCUCAUGUCAUACUGAAUGAGGCUCUCGAGGAGGGCGCGGCCACUCCCACCCCUGUGCAGGCCGUCGAGACUGUUAUCCGUAGUGAAGCUGCCGCAACUCCGACGACUGCAGUCCCAGACAACGAUAUUGAAGAGGAAGCUCAGAUUGGUGCUCAACGUAUCUAUAAUGGAGACGAAGACUUCCUUUUAAAGGAGAAGGCUGUCAUCUGGCUUGGAGACGCAGGGGAGGUUAAUGCUCUCGCUCGCCAAGCCUACAUGACAUUCUUUGACUGGACCGGUGUGAACCCCCUUCUUGCCCUCCGUAGGCUGUGUUCACAGCUCUUCCUCAAGGCCGAAACGCAACAAAUCGAUCGUAUCCUCGAGGGAUUUGCUCGCAGGUGGUGGGAGUGCAACAAUGCCGAAGCGUGCGGUAUGAAGAAUGUUGACGUCGUACAUGCGAUUGCGUACUCUCUGUUGUUAUUGAAUACGGAUUUGCAUGUUGCAGAUCUUUCGAGCACGCAACAUAUGAACCGUACGCAGUUUACAAAGAACACAAUCUCGGCGGUUCGUGCUCAGGUCAAACAGGAUAGUAUGCCGCGAUCGCAGUCAUCUUAUUCUAUGAGGUCGUCACCUGGGGUUACGCCGGGUGAGGAGUCGCCAGGUGAACAGCCCAAGAGACCGUCGCUCGGACGGCCUGCCAGCUCUUACAGCUCAUACACUAUGCCGAAGAGUUACAGUACGGGCAACGGGAGCCUUGCCAACCUAGCGCAGCCGAGUACCCCCACGCGGGACUCUCCCACCAGGAGUGCGAGUGGAUUGAGUGUCGGAAAGCCUUGGUCAUUGUAUGAUGACCGAAUUGGCCCUUACGGAGCUUUUGCAGCGGGUGGAUCCAUGCGUGGCUGGGAAAUGCAGCUCGAGUGCUUGUUGAAGGAUUUCUACGCCAGUAUCAAAGCUUCACAAAUCCUCCAGCCUCUCUCGUCGCGGGCUGGAUCCGUGACGCCUAACCACCGUCAGGAAAAGAGGGGUAACAGGCUCUCGGUUGGUACACCGGGCUCGUUGAACAGAAGUCCGAGUACUGUCAGUUACACGCCUUCUGAAGCAAGUGUUGGUCGAUUCUCGAAUGUCCUCGCUGGUCGGAGACCGAAGUCUAGGCCGCGUAUCACGACGAGUAGUUUUACGCACGGGAAUCACAGCCAGACUAGCCUCUCGGAUUUGCGGAGUCCCUCUGGUCACAAUCAUGGACGGCCUAUGUCGAUUGCUUCGACAGAUUCCGAUAUCACUACCGAUUCUCGUCAAUCUCGGUCCAGGCUCGAAGCGAUUAGUUCGAUUGGAUUCGCGAAUACGUUGACGCAUGCCAUCAUUCGCGAAGAGGCUUCUAUUGCAUCCCCCAUGACUUCUUCGUUUGAUAUCGCUGAGGCGGAGGAAGAUGCGCUGGCGUUGACUGGACCUCCGUGGGCGAAAGAGGGACUACUGAAUACGAAGCACUAUGCUGACGCUAGCGGACGGAAGCCGAAGCUUAGGACGUGGACACAGUGUUUUGCUGUCAUUGACAAGGGUGAGUUGAAGUUGUUCAAGUUCGGCACGCAGCAUGGGAACUACGGCGGUGUCGUCGGUGGUGGUAAUUGGUCGCAGAAUGCGGACAUGAUUGGGUCGUUCCUCCUUCGUCACACGCUUGCGACGAAGUAUCCUGCGCCUGGAUACUCCAAGUCACGCCAACAUGUUUGGAUGUUAAAGGUCCAUACGGGUGCUGUUCACUUAUUCCACGCCGGUACAGCCGAACUCGUCGAAGAAUGGACUUACUCGGCCAACUACUGGGCCGCUCGGACUUCAAAAGAACCACUCGCGGGUGCCGUGAGUAACAUCGAGUACGGCUGGGGCGUCGUCCUAGAUGGCUUCGACUCCAGCACCGCAAGUUUCGACAGCCCCCGCGUCCCAACCUCCGCAACCCAACGGAGCCAAACACCCUCCCUCCACUGGGACCGCACAGUCAAAACCCGCCUCCCCGGCGACUCUGCCCGUCUCGAAGAGUUCCAACCCCCAAUGCCCUCGCUCAUCCCCUCCAACUUUCCCGAAAGCGAACAACUCCGCGCGCUCAAAUCCCGACUUUCGCACCUAACCGAAGACCACGCUCAGCACGCCCGGAUGAAACCCCUCCUUGCACGUGCAUUUUCGCCGCGGAGUCCCAAUUUGGGGAAGGCGUUGAGUAAUUGGGAGAAGAAGAGUCAGUGGUUAGGGGAAGAGGUGGGGAAGUAUGAGAAGUAUGUUAUGACGUUAGCGAAGGCGGUCACGGAACGGGCGCAGAAGCAGCCGAGGUUGAGUAUGCCUAGGUCGCCUACGUCACCGAACGUUAUAUCACAGGGGAGUAUGGUCUCCUCGCCGGUGUCGCUAGGUCCGGGUCCGGAGGAGAAGGACGAGACGGCGACGGGAAUGAGUGGUGCGUCGAAGAGCGAGAGGUGGAAACAUCGGGCUACCUGGAGCGGACCGAUAGUAGCAACCCAUGAAGCGAAGAUGACGGAGAUGUUGUCGACACCCUCGAAGGCCGGCGCUCGGGUGGAUAGGGUCAGCGAAACGGAGGAACCACAGCAGUGA
Molecule: messenger RNA, 3471 nt
Organism: Saitoella complicata NRRL Y-17804
Lineage: Eukaryota; Fungi; Ascomycota; Saitoellomycetes; Saitoellales; Saitoellaceae
Exons: 1
Coding region: 1-3471 (1156 amino acids)
Biological process (GO): regulation of ARF protein signal transduction
Molecular function (GO): guanyl-nucleotide exchange factor activity
Source: RefSeq, a predicted model, not a curated record